Molecule: messenger RNA, 3020 nt
Organism: Cheilinus undulatus (humphead wrasse)
Lineage: Eukaryota; Metazoa; Chordata; Actinopteri; Labriformes; Labridae
Gene: zranb1a
Product: zinc finger, RAN-binding domain containing 1a
Exons: 10
Coding region: 306-2447 (713 amino acids)
Biological process (GO): cell migration; protein deubiquitination involved in ubiquitin-dependent protein catabolic process; positive regulation of Wnt signaling pathway
Cellular component (GO): cytoplasm; nucleus
Molecular function (GO): cysteine-type deubiquitinase activity; K63-linked polyubiquitin modification-dependent protein binding
Source: RefSeq, a predicted model, not a curated record
CUCAUUUGUCUCAGUGUCGCCGCCAUUAAACAGCACAGUGGCAAUGUAAACCAUGGAGUGUCGCGGAUUUAUACCAUGAUUCGAGGAGAACAAGAUUUUGUCAAGGUGUGGUUUAUGUGGAAGACGUUAAUGUAUCUAUAAAGGUAAACAUGUGAGAGACAGAAGGGGUCGAAAUAUCUCGGUUUGGGAAAGGUUUGACAGAGCAGGAGGAGGAGGACUGUACAAGAAGGGUUUGUUGUGGUUUUCAGCAGCACUUGAGAAACGAGCGUAGCCGUGAUACGGUUUACCAUCCAAAUUAAGCCACAAUGACGGAUCAGAGGAUAAAGUGGGUCUGUGACUACUGCACCUAUGAAAACUGGCCAUCUGCAAUCAAGUGCACUAUGUGCCGGGCUCAGAGAUCCAGGGGUCCCAUCAUCACAGAGGAACCUUACAAAAACACCCCUGCACUGGAUGCCAGCUUGGAAUGGGACUCCCCCAGAACUGAGAGUGGCAGCAGCCUCCUCAUCUGUCCCGACUCCAGUGCUAGGCCGAGAGUCAGGCCAACCAGUGUGGCUGAGAUUGCCAAUAAGUGGUCUUGUCACAUGUGCACCUAUCUGAACUGGCCACGGGCAAUCCGCUGCACACAGUGCCUGUGUCAGCGCCCGAGGACCAGCAGCCCGACAGAGUCUCCCCAGACUUCAGGAUCUAAUGCAGGCUGUCGUCCUGCUCCCCACUCCCCUGUGGAUACCUGUGAGGAAUACAAUGACAGAAACAGACUUAAUACCCAUCAUCAGCACUGGACAUGUACAGCUUGCACUUACCAGAACUGGCCAAAAACUACAAAGUGUGUGGUGUGUGACCACCCCAAACCCAACAACCAGGAAACCAUAGAGCUGGCUGAGUCUGCGGAGCCGGCACCAAUGAUCAAUGAGCAGGACAGGGCUCGUUGGAGGAGCAGUUGCAGCGGAGGCCAGGGCCAGAGAAGGUCCCCUCCUACACCCAAGAGGGAAGACAGAGUGAAAAUGGAUUUCCAGAGGAUAGAGCUUGCAGCUGGAGCCAUGAGCAGCAAAGAGGAGCAAGAGGUCGACUUCAAGAAACUAAAGCAGAUUAGAAACCGAAUGAGGAAAACAGACUGGCUGUUCCUAAGUGCGUGUGCUGGCGUGGUGGAGGGAGACCUGGCGGCAGUGGAAGCCUACAAGUCGUCCGGUGGCGACAUCGCCCGGCAGCUCACUGCAGAUGAGGUGCAACUCCUCAGUCGCUCUUCUGCAUUUGACGUCGGCUUCACCUUGGUGCACCUGGCCAUCCGCUUCCAGAGGCAGGACAUGCUAGCCAUCCUGCUCACAGAGGUUAAUCAGCAGGCAGCUAAGUGCAUCCCCUCUCUGGUUUGUCCUGAGCUGACGGAGCAGAUCCGCAGAGAGAUCGCAGCCUCACUACAUCAACGCAAAGGAGAUUUCGCCUGUUACUUCCUCACUGACCUGGUCACAUUUACCCUCCCUGCAGAUAUUGAAGAUUUGCCGCCUGCAGUCCAAGAGAAGCUGUUUGAUGAGGUGUUGGAUCGAGAUGUGCAGAAAGAGUUAGAAGAGGAGUCUCCAGUUAUCAACUGGUCACUGGAGCUUGGCACACGCCUGGACAGUCGUCUGUAUGCCUUAUGGAACCGCACUGCCGGAGACUGUCUGUUGGACUCUGUUCUGCAGGCUACUUGGGGCAUCUACGACAAGGACUCUGUUCUCCGCAAGACCCUUCAUGAUAGCCUGCACGACUGCUCUCAUUGGUUUUACACUCGCUGGAAAGAGUGGGAGUCGUGGUACUCGCAGAGCUUCGGUUUGCAUUUCUCCCUCAGAGAGGAGCAGUGGCAGGAGGACUGGGCAUUCAUUUUGUCUUUGGCCAGCCAGCCUGGGGCCAGCCUGGAGCAGACCCACAUUUUCGUUCUCGCACACAUUCUUCGGAGACCCAUCAUAGUCUACGGAGUGAAAUACUACAAAAGUUUCCGUGGGGAAACAUUAGGAUACACGCGUUUUCAAGGUGUGUACCUGCCUCUGUUAUGGGAGCAGAGUUUCUGCUGGAAGAGCCCCAUCGCUUUGGGUUACACGCGGGGACACUUUUCGGCCCUGGUGGCCAUGGAGAACGAUGGCUACGACAAUCGCGGUGCGGGCGCCAACCUCAAUACUGACGAUGACGUCACGGUCACUUUCCUUCCACUGGUGGACAGUGAGAGGAAGUUGCUGCACAUUCACUUCCUGUCUGCACAAGAGAUGGGGAACGAGGAGCAGCAGGAGAAGCUGCUGAGGGAAUGGCUGGACUGCUGUGUGACAGAAGGAGGCAUGCUGGCAGCUAUGCAGAAAAGCUCCCGCCGCCGUAACCACCCCCUGGUCACCCAGAUGGUGGAGAAGUGGUUGGACAGAUAUCGACAGAUCCGCCCCUGUGCCUCUCUGUCUGACGGCGAGGAGGAGGAGGACGAUGAUGAGUGAGAAGAAAGAGCUCUUACAUUUGAGACUGGACACUUUGGGCUCGGGGAGAGACCUUUAAGAUCUACAUUUCUGUUUUUUUCUUUACUCCAGAAGUAAAAUCUUUAACUUGUUAUAAUGCAUGUGUUCUGUGAGCUCUGUGAUAGAAAAAACAAACCAGCACCACAAACCGAAUCCUGAUUACUGCUCCUAUGAAAGCACAUCAACUCUGCUUAGUUUGAACUCCUCUACCCAGAAUUCCCCUUAUUUGUUAUCAAAGUAAUUAUCUCCACCUGAGAGAAACACCAGGAAGUAUAGAAACAUAUAUUGAAGUAAACCCUGAAGCUGCUCUAGAUGGGAAAUUUGAUUUACAGAAUUGCCUGACAGAAAUUUAGCUUAAAACUGAGACGUGCUAACCCUUGUUUGUGUGUUAAAGUUUAAAAAGAGCCCCCUUUCCCCUCCUCCGAUGUUUGGAUUUAUUUAUUCGUUUAGGAGAUGCGCUACCUUAUUUGUCCUGCUUUGUUUUAUCUGUGUUCUGUUGGAUCCCUUUUUGGUCAUUAAGUAUUUUAUUUUGCACAGAUUAAACCUACAUUCUGA